AUGUCCUUGACAUGGUCAUCUCCAGACUAUCCUCUCGAACCAUACAACGGACCGCCACGCAACGUCGCCUACAUCGACCAGCUCAAAUUUGACGAGAAGCUGCAGCCAACGUCAUACAGUAUUGCGGGGACGCAUCCAGAUUCAAGGGUCCUGAUCACAGAUGUCAAGAUCCUUGAUGCUACUGGGCGAGAGCCAUACAAGGGAGACGUGCUGAUUACGGGCGAACGAUUCACACAUGUUGGCACGGUACCGAACAAAGAAGACUUACUCAAAGAUCCCCGCGUCCGUGUCUUCUACGGCAACGGUCGCACCCUGAUACCCGGGCUUGGAGAUGCCCAUACCCAUCUCAGCUGGAACGGAGGCGAUCUUGGUCGGUUGGGCGACCUGGGCAUCGAGGAGCACACACUUCUGACGGCGCGGAGUGCGCGGUGCUUUUUGGAUUCAGGAUACACCAUGUGCUUCGGUGCUGCAGCCGCGAAGAGGAGACUCGAUGUUGUUGUUCGCGAUGCGAUCAAUGCGGGUGAUAUCCCUGGCCCUCGGUAUCUGGCGAAUGGACAGGAGAUGGCCAGACGAGAUGGGGAUUUGGUCCCGGGAAUCACGGCGUAUGCAGAUGGGCCUGAGGAGAUGCGUGAGGUUAUCCGGGAUCACGUUGCGUUGGGCGUGGACCAAGUAAAGCUGUCGAUGUCCGGAGAGUCGAUCACUGAGAUUCGCGAUGCAAUGGACUGCUACUUCAGUGACGAGGAGACGAAAGCGUGCGUGCAUGAAGCUCACAAACACGGCAUCAGACUCUGCGCUCAUGCUCGGGCUCGCGAUUCGGUACGGCAGUGCGUUGAGCACGGAGUCGAGGUUAUCUAUCAUGGAUCAUAUAUUGACGAGGAGGGAAUGGACGCCCUAGAGAAGAAACGGUCACAGCAUGUAGUUGUCCCUGCGAUCAACUGGCUGUACGCCACGCUUUACGAAGCAAGCGCAUUUGGCUACGCCACAGAAGCAGCGGAGAAAGUCGGAUACAAGAAAGAGCUGGAGGCUGCAAUCCGCGGUCUGCGCGAGAUGCACCGGCGAGGGAUUGCCGUUCUCCCUGGCGGAGACUACGGUUUCGCUUGGACUCCUCAUGGCACGUAUGCGCGAGACCUAGAGCACUUCACGAAACUGCUUGGUUUCACGCCCCACGAAGCCAUUAUCGCCGCAACAUACGGCGUCGCCAAGCUCUUCAUGCGCGAGCAUGAAAUGGGCCAGAUCAAGGCGGGGAACUUUGCAGACUGUGUCCUUGUUGAUGGAGACCCGCUGGACGAUAUCACCAUCCUUCAAGACCAUUCCAAGCUGAAUGUGAUUAUGAUCAAUGGGCGGGUGCACAAGGCUGGCAAGAAGGAACUGCUUGCGCCGAAUCUCGUGGCGAGUCAGGAACUCACGCAGCGCAUCACGCAGGCGAUUGAUGAACUGGAGAUUGUGGCGCCUAUGCAGAAGGCUUAUUAG
Aspergillus mulundensis is the source of this 1470-nucleotide messenger RNA. RefSeq lists its product as uncharacterized. The transcript is spliced from 6 exons. Lineage: Eukaryota; Fungi; Ascomycota; Eurotiomycetes; Eurotiales; Aspergillaceae. Gene Ontology annotation, molecular function: hydrolase activity, acting on carbon-nitrogen (but not peptide) bonds. Bases 1 to 1470 code for a protein of 489 amino acids. The record is from RefSeq and is a predicted model, not a curated record.